This is a messenger RNA of Thlaspi arvense, 1498 nucleotides long. Lineage: Eukaryota; Viridiplantae; Streptophyta; Magnoliopsida; Brassicales; Brassicaceae. The record is from the annotation of a GenBank genome assembly.
GCAAUUUCAAAUCAUGGCUGUAACGAGGCAAACCACAAGAUCUGCAUAUGAAUACGUCCAUGCUGUGAAGACUACAUUCAAAGAUAAUCGUGAUAAAUAUGUUACAUUUGUGAAAGUCAUGAAGGACUUCAAAACUAAUCGAAUCAGCACCAAUUGUGUCAGAUCAAGGGUCAAUGACCUCUUCAAGGGACACCCAAAACUGAUUUUGGGUUUAAAUAAGUUCUUGCCGAGGGGUUACGAAGUAACAUCCGAGAGUGACCGAACUCCACUGAAAACGCUAGAGUUUGGGGAAGCUCUUGCUUUUGUCGAGAAGGUCCACGCAAGGUUAUCAGAGGAUGGUUUCAAAUAUUUUUUGAAGAUAAUACAAAUGCAUAGGCAAGACAAGAAAAGUGUUACUGAGGUCUACUAUGAGGUGUUUGAUGUCCUUUUCCGAGACCAGCACGAUUUGCGUUGGCUCGCCCUAGGCCUUCCCUCUCAGACCCUCUUCCCGAGACAGUCGCCACUGAGUCAAGAUGAGUCUAUUCUGCCACUACUCCAUUUUUAUCCUCCUUUUCCCCUUUCUCUUUCCUCCAUCGAUUUGGUGGUAACUCAUCCUCCUCCGUUGGGGCUAAGACCUCCUCUAGAUCUGUCACUGGGUAAGUCUCCUUCCGUCUUGUUUGAAGUGCUCUCUCCUCUCGCUCUGCCAGAGCCCUCAGAUCCGCCAGAUUCACCCUCCAUCCUUACCCCUCACUUGGUCCUUGUAGCCUCCGCCAUCUCCUCUCCAGAUCUGGACUUUUCUUUUCUAAAUCUGGUUGUGGCAUUCAGUGUCGUGUAUGUUGUGUCCUCUCGUGUCAUGUUUUUCGUCCUUAGGCGAACUCUUCCUGCAGUAUGCAUUCCUGAAAUUUUGCCGUCUCUCCACCUUUCAAUCCCUUAUGUCGCCUCUCCAUUUCAUCGCCCCGCUGCCUCCUUGUCUCUUCCGCCUCCCCAGGUUUGCUCUUACUCCUCGACUUCUGCUUCUUCAAUCUUAGAACAGUCUUUGGCGGGAUGGGAGGUGCUUGUUGUGUGGAGUCUGGAUAUGUUAGCUCCUUUACCAAAUGUUUUGGUUUCUUUUGUUUCUGCCUCAGUGCGGCUCUUUACUGUAGUAUACAAAGUUUGUCCCGUUGUCAAAUUGACAGAAGCUUCAAGUUUUCUUUCUAAGGGGCAGAACAAGAAAGCUUGUCUUAACCCUAUCUCCUUGAAUCGGGUUUUAGACUUCUAUAGUCCUCAUCUCUCCUUUAAGGAGGUUGUUUUCCUCCCAAAUAUUUUGUUUGCUUUGAGUGGUAUUGUUUCAUGGAGCAUUGUGUCGAAGGUAGUUCGCUUUAGAAUAAAAGUUGUGAGAAUAUCAGUCUCUUCUUCAAUAAUUGAUGUUGCUGACAGCUUCACCUUCUCGACUAUAGAUGCUCUGAUCCCUCCUCUUGGUGGUUUCGUUCAAGACAGUAUAGUCUAUUCUUGUCUUGAUGUUACUUUGGUUGAGCUUUAU